Molecule: messenger RNA, 2949 nt
Organism: Medioppia subpectinata
Lineage: Eukaryota; Metazoa; Arthropoda; Arachnida; Sarcoptiformes; Oppiidae
Source: the annotation of a GenBank genome assembly
AUGACACUCGUUAUAUUGGAUGAGCCCACUGUUGGGGUGGACUCUCUGCUCAGGCAUAAGAUAUGGAAAUACAUGGAGGAUAUGUGCGAGAAAUACGGCCAAACAGUGAUAAUAACAACACAUUAUAUAGAGGAGGCCCGGAGUGCGCAUAACGUGGCGUUUAUGAGAUCCGGUGCUGUAUUGAGACAAUCAAAUCCCCAACAAUUGAUGGAUGACUACCAGUGCCCGACACUGGAGGACGUGUUCCUACAGUUGUGUCACUCAAACGAAAACACCGUUACUUUGAGACAUGAUUUGAAAUCCAAAGACAAUACAGAAAUUGAUUUUACCAAUAAUAUUUUGACUGAAAGUGAGACAAAAAUUCACUACAAAAACAAUGCUAUCAUUGAUUGGCAACGAAUGAAAGCAAUGCUAAUAAAGCAAUGGAUUGCUAUUAAAAGGCGGCCGCUAUUCAUGUGUGCCUAUUAUGCCCUAACUAUUACAACUAUGACAUCGUUUCACUUAAUAUUUGGCCAGGAGGUUAAGCACAUACCGGUUGGCGUAUAUAAUAGCGAUCUAAUUGAUGAUAAUCAAACAUCAUUAUCACGUUUAUUUAUUAAUUCAAUAAAUCCCCAAAACAUGCGUAUAUCUCAUUACCCAUCGCUUGAUAGCGCCGUUAAAUCGGUUAAAAAUGGUGACAAUUAUUUGGCGCUUGAAUUUCGGGACAACUUCUCCGACAGUUUUGAGACACGAGUGACGGAUAUGUUUGACGCCAGCGAUGAUGUCGUCGAACAAAGCCUUAUACAUCUAUAUGUAGUCAUUUCAAGAUCCCUUACAACACACCCACACGCGUACGCCAUGAUGGUUAGAUACCUAUUUGAAGCAUUUACUAUAUUCACGGAUAAAUUGGUCCAAAUUUUAAACAAUACAAAUAUCUACGACCAGAUGAACGCAAUUAGGGUUAUCGAGUUUAAUUUGGGUUUGAUUCUAUCGGCAUUCAUCAUGAUAAGUGACAAAUCGUCAAACAUAAUGAACCGGGUGUUCGCGGCCGGUGUUACUAAGUACGAGUAUAUGGUCGCCCAUAUAUUUAUCAACGGUAUCAUUAAUUUAGUUCAAGUCAUAAGUGCAAUGAUUGUUUUAUUUGUCGUUUUUUCGGUUCAACAAUCGGGAAGUUAUUGGGAAAUAUUCUUGUUUUUAUUUAUGGAAAUUACGGUGGGCACUUUUAUCGGUCUAUUACUCGCUGUCAUUUUGGGCAAUCCCAUUUCCGUUAUGUUAAGCAAAACAUUUAUACAACGACUCAAAGAGUUCUUCAAAAAGAAGGGAUGCCAGGGAUGGCACAGGGGUUCAGAAAUUAUCCCAAUAGGUAAAAUAUUUGCAAUGUUAGGCCCAAACGGAACCGGAAAAACCACAUUAAUGCGUGUAAUAUUAGGUGAAUUAAGAUUAACAUCAGGCACAAUUGAUGUUUUUGAGAAAAAACCUGGUUCUGUGGGUUUGGAUAUUCCCGGACCAGGUGUCGGGUAUAUGCCUCAGGAAUUGGCGUUAUUUGAUUAUUUCACAAUCGGAGAAAUACUUAAUUAUUACGGAAUGAUAUAUCAUAUGAAACGCGAGGAAAUUGAUGAAAAUGUUUGUAAUUUAAAAGAAUUAUUGCAUUUACCGGAAAAUUCCCGAAUAAUUAGUCAAUUAAGUGGUGGACAACAGCGCCGGGUGUCGAUCGCCAUAACAAUGUUACACAAACCCAAACUCGUUAUAUUGGAUGAGCCCACUGUUGGAGUGGACUCUCUGCUCAGGCAUAGGAUAUGGCAAUACUUGGAGGAUAUGUGCGACAAAUACGGCCAAACAGUGAUAAUAACAACACAUUAUAUAGAAGAGGCCCGGAGUGCGCAUAACGUGGCGUUUAUGAGAUCCGGCGCUGUAUUGAGACAAUCAAAUCCCCAACAAUUGAUGAAUGAAUACGAGUGCCCGACACUGGAGGACGUGUUCCUACAGUUGUGUCACUUAACUGAUAACAGAGUUGCUUUAAGUCAAGAUCUGAAAUCCAAAGACAAUACAGACAUUGAUUUAAACAAUAAUAUUUUGACAACAAGUGAGACAAAAAUUCACUGCAAAAACAAUGCGUUCAUUGAUUGGCAACGAAUGAAAGCACUGUUAAUAAAGCAAUGGAUUGCUAUUAAAAGACGGCCGCUAUUCAUGUGUGCCUAUUAUGCUAUAACUAUUAUAACAAUGACAUCGUUGCACUUGAUAUUUGGCCAGGAGGUUAAACACAUACCGGUUGGCCGCCGUUCAGUCGGUAACAAAAGUGACAAUUAUUUGGCGCUUGAGUUUCGAGACAACUUUUCCGACAGUUUUGAGACACGAGUGACGGAUAUGUUUGACGCCAGCGAUGAUGUCGUUGAGCAAAGCCUUAUACAUCUAUAUGUAGUCAUUUCAAUUAAAGCAACACACCCACACGCGUUUGCCAUGAUGGUUAGAUACCUAUUGGAAGCAUUUACUAUAUUCACUGAAAAAUUGGGUCUAAUUGUAAACAAUACAAAUAUUUACAACCAAAUGAACGCAAUUAGGGUUAUUGAGGUAUAUCACGGCGAGUUGAGCAAAAUUAUGUCCACAUUUAUGUUUGUUGGACCGCAAAUCUUGCUAUUUGUCGAGUUUAGUUUGGGUUUGAUUCUAUCGGCAUUCAUCAUGAUAACUGACAAAUCGUUAAAUAUAAUGAACCGGAUGUUUGCUGCCGGUGUCACUGAGUACGAGUAUAUGGGCGCCCAUAUAAUCAUCAAUGUUUGCAUAAUGACAAUUAUAUUUCCCCUGCUAUUAAUAUCUGGUAUCAUUUGGCCACUUGAGGCCAUUCCCCAUAUGUUUCAAUUUAUAAUCUAUAUAAAUCCGGUGGCAUUUCCCAUACAAUACUUCCGUAAUAUAAUGGCACGAGGUUGGACAUAUCAACACCCAGAUGUUUACCAUGUUUGUAAACAACAUCCAUAA